Asparagus officinalis (garden asparagus) is the source of this 7206-nucleotide messenger RNA. Its product is annotated as protein CELLULOSE SYNTHASE INTERACTIVE 3. Gene Ontology annotation, molecular function: microtubule binding. Lineage: Eukaryota; Viridiplantae; Streptophyta; Magnoliopsida; Asparagales; Asparagaceae. Bases 463 to 6804 code for a protein of 2113 amino acids. Gene Ontology annotation, biological process: anisotropic cell growth; regulation of cellulose biosynthetic process. Gene Ontology annotation, cellular component: cellulose synthase complex. The record is from RefSeq and is a predicted model, not a curated record. The transcript has 8 exons.
ACUCGGAGCACGCAGUCUCUCUCUCUCUCUCUCUCUCUCCUCAACCAAAUAAGGAAGCCGAGGGGCCAAAUUGAAGGGCAAAGCCGGACUACAAUCACCGCCGGUGACCACACCGCGGCCUUCAGAACUCGGAGGUGGCCCUGGUCGAUUGCAGAUACUAAUUUCGACGGAUUUUCACCGAUUUCGGGAGAUCUGGCGCCGGUUUCAUCGCGAAUCGGGUCCGCAUUCUGCGAGGGAGGACGGGAUCUGAUCGAUUUUGGUGCAAACUUUUUUCAGUGCGUCUGUCUGGGAUUCUUCUGGCUCUUUUUCGAGGUUUUCUCCCCCUUGUCGCCUGAUCGCUGAGGUUCCUCCUCCAUUUGAGGAGGAGGAGGAGGACAGGAAGGAGUCGGGGAGCGCGAAUUUUAGAGCGAGGGCCUUUUGGAGCCUGGAAUUCGAAGUGAAAUCUUAACUAGUUCAGUUCACAUGCCGGAGCCUCGAGGAUCGGUUUCGCCUUCGAUUUCGUCUUCGUCUUCUCGAUCUCGAGAAUCAAAUGGAGCAUUGGACAUGGACGACCCUGAAUCCACCAUGGCCACCGUGGCUCAUUUUUUGGAGCAGCUUCACACUAGCAUGUCUUCACAAUCUGAGAAGGAGCUGAUAACUGCAAGGUUGCUGGCAAUUGUCCGAGCUCAAAAGGAGGCAAGGGCUUUGAUUGGUUCCCAUUCUCAGGCAAUGCCAUUGUUCAUUUCCAUUCUUAGGAGUGGAACCCCAGUUGCUAGAGUGAAUGUUGCUGCAACCCUCAGUGCCCUCUGCAAGGAAGAAGACCUACGAGUAAAGGUUCUUCUGGGAGGGUGCAUACCUCCACUACUGACUCUUCUCAAGUCGGGAUCGUCUGAGGCAAGAAAAGCUGCAGCUGAGGCCAUAUUUGAAGUUUCCUCUGGUGGGCUUUCUGAUGAUCACAUUGGAACGAAGAUAUUUAUCACUGAGGGUGUUGUGCCAACUCUCUGGGACCAGCUAAAGCAGAAGCUUAAACAAGACAGGGUGGUUGAAGGCUUUGUUACUGGGGCCCUUAGGAAUCUUUGUGGGGACAAGGAUGGAUACUGGAGGGCCACACUCGAGGCUGGUGGAGUGGAGAUCAUCACAGGCCUUCUUUCUUCAGACAACACCUCAGCUCAGUCUAACGCUGCUUCACUCUUGGCACGGCUGAUCCUGGCCUUUGGUGAUAGUAUUCCGAAAGUCAUAGAUGCUGGGGCAGUAGGAGCUCUUCUCCAUCUUUUAGGCCGGAACAAUGAUAUUUCUGUUCGUGCCGGUGCUGCUGAUGCUUUGGAGGCCCUUUCUUCCAAGUCAACCAUUGCUAAGAAGGCUGUAGUGGAUGCAGGCGGCAUACCGAUCCUAAUUGGAGCUGUGGUGGCUCCUUCCAAGGAGUGUAUGCAAGGGGAAACAGGCCAUGCCUUGCAGGGACAUGCAGUUCGUGCCUUAGCAAAUAUUUGUGGUGGUAUGUCUUCUCUCGUGCUUUACCUUGGAGAGCUUGCACAAUCCCCUCGCCUUUCUGCUCCUGUUGCUGACAUAAUUGGAGCUUUGGCAUACUCGCUAAUGGUUUAUGAGGGCAUUGAAGAAAAAGUGUUUGAUCCUAUCCAGAUUGAGGAAAUCCUUAUAAUAUUAUUAAAGCCUCGAGAUAAUAAACUCAUCCAGGACCGUGUUCUUGAGGCUUUGGCUAGUCUCUAUGGAAAUGCUUAUUUCGUCAAUAGGCUUGACUAUGCGGAUGCAAAACGGGUGCUUAUUGGGUUGACAACAAUGGCUUCCAUUGAUGCCCAAGAACAUCUAAUUCUGUCCUUAAGUAGCUUGUGCUGCGAUGGAGUUGGCAUCUGGGAGGCUCUUAGAAAGAGAGAGGGCAUUCAGUUGUUGAUAUCAUUGCUUGGGCUUUCCAGUGAACAGCAUCAGGAGUACGCAGUUGCUUUGUUGGCCAUCUUGACUGAUCAAGUAGAUGACAGCAAGUGGGCUAUUACAGCUGCAGGAGGAAUCCCUCCAUUGGUUCAGUUGCUGGAGGCAGGAUCUCAGAAAGCAAGGGAGGAUGCAGCUCAUAUUCUUUGGAACUUAUGCUGCCACAGCGAUGACAUUCGUGCAUGUGUUGAGAGUGCUGGGGCCAUUCCUGCACUCCUUUGGCUUUUGAGGAGUGGUGGUCCAAAGGGCCAGGAAGCUUCCUCAAAGGCACUUAGGAAGUUAAUUCAUGUUGCUGACUCUGCAACCAUCAAUCAAUUAUUAGCUCUGCUUCUUAGUGACGACUCUACUGGUUCAAAAUACCACGCAAUUACGGUAUUGGGGCAUGUCCUUACCAUGGCUUCGCAUCGAGAUUUGGUACUAAGGGGGGCUCCUGCAAAUAAAGGACUCAGGUCCCUUGUUGAAAUUCUUAACUCGUCAAAUGAAGAAACUCAAGAGUGUGCUGCUUCAGUUCUGGCUGAUCUUUUCAGUACUCGACAAGAUAUAUGUGACAGUCUUGCAACCGAUGAGAUUGUGAAUCCAUGCAUGAAGCUCUUGACCAGCAAAACCCAAGUUAUUGCCACACAAUCAGCUCGGGCUUUGGGUGCACUCUCCCGUCCAAGCAAGACUAAUUCUCCCCAUAAGAUGUCCUACAUAUCAGAAGGUGAUGUGAAACCACUUAUAAAGAUGACUCAAUCAUCUUCCAUGGUUUCUGCUGAGACUGCAGUUUCUGCUCUGGCAAAUCUUCUUUCUGAUCCACAGAUUGCUGAAGAAGCUCUUGCAGAAGAUAUUGUAUCAGCUUUGAUGAGAGUGCUUGAUAAAGGUACUUUGGACGGCAAGAAAAAUGCUUCCCGAGCCCUUCAUCAGUUACUGAACCAUUUCCCAGUUGCUGAUGUGCUUCCAGACAGUUCCCAGUGUCGUUUUGUGGUUCUUACACUUGCCGAUUCCUUAGUUGUCACAGACUUGCAAGGGUCCAACUCCUCUGAUGCUCUAGAGGUACUUUCUUUACUUGCUAGGAAGAAACAAAAUGUACACUGCUGUUAUCCCCCAGGGAUUGCUCUUGCUGAAGUUCCUGGAAGCCUAGAUCCUUUGGUCCAAUGUUUGGCCAUUGGGCUUCCUCCCAUGCAAGACAAGGCAAUUGAAAUCCUUUCUAGGCUAUGUCGAGACCAGCCUGACAUACUCGGUGUUCGUUUGGUAGAACAACAUGGAUGUGUUGCUUCUCUUGCUCAUAGAGUUAUGAAUUCCUCUAGCAUAGAAGUGAGAAUUGGUGGGGUUGCAUUGCUAGUUUGUGCUGCAAAACAACAGAGAGAUAAAACAAUGAAUGCUCUUGAUGCAUCAGGACUUUUGGAGAACCUCAUUUACACACUGGUCAACAUGCUGAAAAAUCAGUCCAAUUUUAAUUCUCUGCAACUGGAAGUGCGGGCUUCUAGAAAUUUGACGGAAAGGAAGACCAUUAGUCAUCUUGGGGAAGAAAAUGACGUUCCUGAUCCAGCAAAUAUUUUGGGGGGAACUGUUGCCCUUUGGAUGCUCUCAAUAAUGUCUUCAUCUUAUGCUAAAUCUAAACUUACUGUCAUUGAAGCUGGUGGUGUGGAAGUUCUCUCAAAUAAGCUUGCAAGUUAUGCUGCCAACCCUCAGGGAGAAUAUGAGGAUACAGAAAACAUAUGGGCAAGUUCCCUUCUUCUUGCUAUUUUGUUCCAGGAGCCAUCUGCCGUCCAGUCCUCAGCCACUAAACUCACUAUUCCUUCUCUAGUUUUUCUUCUGAAGACUCAUGGAAUUAUGGAGAAAUACUUUGCUGCUCAGGCAAUAGCUAGCCUUGCUUGUAUCGGAGGAAAAGGGAUACAACUUGCUAUUGCUAAUUCAGGUGCUGUCAAAGGACUGGUAACUUUACUUGGUCAUGUAGAGUCUGAUAUGCCAAACCUUGUUGCUUUGUCCAAAGAAUUUAAUCUGGUGCAAAGCCCUGAGCAAGUUGUUCUAGAGCAGCUAUUUGAGAUUGAAGAUGUUAGAAUCGGUGCAACUGCUCGUAAGUCUAUACCCUUGUUAGUUGACCUUUUAAGACCAAUGCCAGAUAGACCAGGUGCACCUCCUGUCGCUGUUCGUCUUCUAACUCGAGUAGCAGAAGGAAACGAGGCAAACAAAAUGGCUAUGGCUGAAGCUGGUGCUCUCGAUGCUUUGACUAAGUAUCUAUCUCUGAGCCCUCAAGAUCCAACAGAAACCUCUAUAACUGAACUUUUGGGUAUCUUGUACCGCAACUCUGACCUGCUUCACCAUGAAGUUUCACUUAGCUCAUUGAAUCAGUUAAUAGCAGUUUUGCGUUUGGGUUCAAGGAAUGCUCGGUUUAGUGCAGCCAGGACAUUGCAGGAGCUCUUUGAUGCUGAGAACAUUAGAGAUACUGAAAUGGCCAGGCAAGCUAUUCAGCCUUUAGUUGACAUGCUUGAUAUUGGGUCUGAGAGGGAACAACAGGCUGCUCUUGGUGCACUGAUCAAACUCACUGCUGGUAGUGUCUUAAAGGCAUCGAGUUUGAUUGAUGCUGAAGGUAAGCCAGUUGAGAAUCUCUACAGAAUUUUGUCAUUUAGUUCAUCAUUGGAACUUAAGACAAACGCUGCACAACUCUGCUAUCUACUGUUUGGAAACUCAAAUAUCCGGGCUAUGCCAACUGCUGCUGAGUUCAUCCAGCCCUUAGUAUCACUUAUGACGUCAUACUCAGAUGAGGCAGUAGAAUCUGGCGUGCUAGCUUUAGAGAGGUUACUGGAAGAAGAACACUAUGCAGAUGUUGCAGCAACAUAUGAAGUCGUCAAUCUUCUUGUUGGGUUUACUUCUGGGUCAAAUUAUAAACUUUCAGAGGCCAGUAUCAGUGCACUUGUAAAGUUGGGAAAGGACCGACCUCAAUGCAAGCUUGAUAUGAUCAAAGCUGGAAUAAUCAAUAAUGCACUCGAAAUGCUCCUUAUAGCACCUGGUCCAGUUUGUUCUAAAAUUGCAGAUCUUCUUCGCAUUUUAACCAACAAUGAUGGUAUUGCUAAAAGCUCAGAUGCUGCAAGAAUUGUUGAGCCUCUUUUUAUGCUAUUGCAACGACCAGAUUUUACCAUGUGGGGACAACAAAGUGCCUUGGGAGCACUUGUUAAUAUUUUGGAAAAACCGCAAAGUCUGGCAUCCUUAAAGCUAAGUCCAAGCGAAAUCAUUGGACCUCUAAUAUCGUUCCUCGAGUCCCCUUCGCAGUCUAUCCAAGAGCUAGGCACCGUUGUUCCACUUGUUCAGCUGGCUGGAAUUGGAAUUUUGAGCUUACAGCAAACAGCAAUAAGAGCAUUGGAGAGUAUUUCUAUGAGCUGGCCCAAGGCUGUUGCUGAUGCAGGGGGCAUUUUUGAGCUUUCAAAAGUCAUUAUUCAGGAUGAUCCCCAACCUAGUCAUGCAUUAUGGGAAUCAGCGGCUAUGGUUCUAUCUAAUGUUCUACGAUCUAAUAAAGAAUACUAUUUUAAAGUUACAUUAGUAGUUCUUGUGAGGUUGCUACACUCCACAAUGGAAAACACUGUUACGGUGGCUCUCAGUGCCCUCUUUCUCCAAGAGAGGAAUGAUCCGUCAAGUGCUGUCCUAAUGGCCGAGGCUGGUGCUAUAGAUGCACUUCUGGAGCUUCUGAGAUCUCAUCAAUGUGAAGAGGCUGCUGGAAGACUACUUGAAGCAUUAUUCAAUAAUAUCAGAGUGCGAGAAAUGAAAGUUGCCAAAUAUGCCAUUGCUCCUCUCUCCCAGUAUUUGCUAGAUCCACAGACUAGAUCACAGCCUGCGAGGUUCUUGGCAACACUUGCGCUUGGCGACCUUUUCCAGCAUGAUGGACUUGCCAGAGCUAGUGACGCAGUAUCUGCUUGUCGUGCCCUAAUAAGCUUGCUUGAAGAUCAACCAACAGAAGAAAUGAAAAUGGUGGCUAUUUGUGCACUGCAAAACUUGGUAGUGCGCAGUAGGACAAAUAGGCGGGCAGUUGCAGAGGCUGGAGGAAUAUUACUCGUACAAGAGUUACUCCUAUCUCAGAAUACUGAAGUUGCUGGGCAAGCUGCAUUGCUUAUUAAAUAUCUGUUUUCAAAUCAUACACUCCAAGAAUAUGUAUCCACUGAGCUUGUAAGGUCUCUCACAGCUGCACUAGAAAAGGAGCUUUGGUCAACAGCAACAAUAAACGAAGAAAUUCUACGCACAAUCUUUGUAAUAUUUACCAACUUCAGGAAACUUCGCAUGUCAGAAGCAGCCACCCUCUGUAUCCCACAUCUGGUUGGUGCACUCAAAGCUGGUAGCGAAGGUGCACAAGAAUCAGUAUUGGAUACUCUUUGUCUAUUAAAAGAAUCAUGGUCAGAGAUGAAUGAAGAUAUUGCAAAGGCUCAAGCCCUGAUUGCUGCUGAAGCCAUACCCAUACUUCAACUCCUCAUGAAAACUUGUCCUCCUAGUUUCCAUGAAAGAGCUGAUAGCUUGUUGCAUUGUUUGCCUGGGUGUCUAACGGUGACCAUUAAGCGUGGGAAUAACUUGAAGCAAACAAUGGGGAGCACAAAUGCAUUCUGCCAAUUGAAAAUAGGAAAUGGGCCUCCAAAACAGACUAAGGUUGUGAACCAUAGUACAUGCCCUGAAUGGAAAGAGGGUUUUUCUUGGGCAUUUGAUGUCCCCCCUAAAGGACAGAAGCUUUAUAUUCUCUGCAAGAGCAAAAGUACAUUCGGAAAGACAACCCUUGGAAGAGUAACCAUUCAAAUUGACAAAGUUGUGACUGAAGGUGUAUACAGUGGUCUAUUCAGUCUGAACCAUGACAGUAGCAAGGAUGCUUCAUCAAGAACGCUAGAAAUCGAAAUCGUAUGGUCAAAUAGAAUGUCAGGCGAUGACAUUUAAAACCCUCUUAGAUUAAAGAUCAAAAUCUUUUUAGCUUCAUUUUUGUAGUACAAAGGAAUACAGCAACGGUGGAGAUAGAAUUUGUAAAGGGUAAACAAAGCUCCACGUAGUCAUGGCGAGCUUGCUUGGGGUUAGCAAGGAGAUUGGGAGCUUGGAAUUUCUGGUGAGUUUUUUUUUUAAUUUUUUGUACAGAUGAGUGUGCUAAUUUUGUAAUUACCUAGGGGCUUGUGAUCCUGGGUGAGGAUCAUAGGAGAUUAUUGCUAGGGUGGUGCUGUCAUUCUCUCUUAAUCAUUUGAAGAAGAGAGGAGGAGAGCACCCCCAUUUUCUCUGCAUCUUGUGUAACUAUUGGCACAUGAGAAACAAAUCCAUAGCAUCCAAUUCAAUGCUUAGUUUUCUCUCUCA